This is a messenger RNA of Sphaerulina musiva SO2202, 645 nucleotides long. RefSeq lists its product as uncharacterized. NCBI's taxonomy places the organism in Eukaryota, Fungi, Ascomycota, Dothideomycetes, Mycosphaerellales, Mycosphaerellaceae. The coding region runs from base 1 to 645 and encodes 214 amino acids. The transcript has a single exon. The record is from RefSeq and is a predicted model, not a curated record.
AUGUCAUACACCACGCCGCCGAAGAAAAAGAGUCAAGACUCGCCAAACUCAGCUCGGCGCAGUGCUGCUCCGAACGAGACGGCCAGAUAUGUCGAAAUGUUCGCUCCAAAUGGCGACAUAAUUCGAGUUUUGGAAAGUGACAGAGCGGAUGUCGAGGAAGCGAUCCAAGCUAUGCAAGGCAGAGUACUUUCUACCAACGCAACAUCAGCUCCAGAGAGGGAACUAGGACCGGAGAAUCCGUUCGAGAAUUCCAAUGCCCCAGGGGGCGUGGGAAUGACGGUUCACAUACCACCAGGACUGAGGUACUUGCAAGUUUUUAUGGAUGCUCCAAAGUCGCCGGAAAGUCCUCGUAGAGAGCGACCGGUGGCCACGCAAGUUGCUCCAGGCGCGCAUGCAGCUCUAGCGGCUAGAACUGAAGCUCGGAGGAAGCGGACGCGAGAGGCGGCAGAGGAGAAGGAGAAGAAGAAGAAGGAGGAGGAGGAAGGAGGCCCUACGGGAAGGAAGAUUCUGCCGGCCAAGAGCCGGAGGGGGAAGAAGGAAUCAGAGAAGUCGAAGAUUGGAGAGGAUGAGGAAAUGGAUGAUGGUGAACCUGGCCCUUCUAAGCCGAGAAAAUCUCCAAGGAAGAGUCCAGCGUCGAAGGAGUAG